AUGUUUGGAAACUUCACCUCCUUCGCCGGCAUUCCGGCCAAGAGCAAGGUUGAUCCUAAGGACGUACCGCCUCCUACGCCGGUUACUCUUCCUCGCUUUCAACCUUUCGCUCAAGACGAUGAUACCAUCGAUGAAUCGUCUGCGCUAUCUACUCUUCUUCGUAACACCGGAAGAUCAACUGCUGCUCUCGGUCCUUCGGGUUUCUCUGCCAUUGGUCUUAACUUGAACCUUGAUUCCAAGCCUACGGACCUGAUUCCCGAUACUUCAUUCAUCCCGGAUUUCGAUAGUUGGGACAAACUGUCGCCAGAUGAAGCCCAGGAGAAGAAUCAGUCCACCCGGAAACCCUUGAGAAAUGGCAACCUCUCUCCUGGCUGCCAUGUGUACCUCGAACGCAAGAAGGAAUUGUCGAAUGUCAAUGAAGACGCGUUUCGAACCGUCAGAAGGCUACCAGCCCCCAAGGGAAGGACACAGGCUCGUUUAGGGAAUGCCUAUGAGUUUUUCCGUUGCCUUGAAGCCUUUACCUCUUUCUGGGAUGACCCUACUCAGCCGUUACCGCUUCCUCAAUCCCCUGAAGCUUCUCCCGAAGUUACUUCAUCCGGCGAUGCCGCGAACUCAGGGGACGCAAAACCUGCUAGCCCCAAGCCAGAUGAGAGCGCAAACUUCUUUAGAACCAGCGCUGGAUCAUCUAUGCCACUUGAAUAUCGCAAUAACCUGAUAACAGCAUUCAUCAAACUUGUUGCUUAUGACUUUGGGUGUAACGUCUCGCCUUCUCGAACCGAACCACGACUUCACUUCAGCUCACCCCAAGGAUCUGGUUCUCGCAAAUCUUUUUGCCCCUCUGGCUGCCUUUUUAUAUUUCAAAGUCCCACAACCCGUGAAGCCGCUCGUGCAGGUGUGGUCCAGGGGCCCGUCGCCGCCGUCAGUGCCAGAGGUACAACUGACUUCACUCAGCCUGAUCCUGAGACUGCACAAUCACUCGACCUCGCUCGAGAGAUCGUAGCAGCUCUUAUUACAGCACAGCAUCGCGCACGUGAAGGAAAGACUGAAAAGCGAUUUGGUGAGGGAGAAUGGUGGACGACCAAGAAGCGCUGGGGAGGUGGUCCUGGGGGGCCCAUAGGACGCGAGAUCGAAAAGGACCUGGUACAAGGCGACAAGGACGCGAAGCCCAGUGACGAGAACGGUCUUCCGAUGCCACUUGCUAAGAAGCCUCGCAAAAACAUGAGUAUCUACGACAACUAUCGCAUGAUUCGACCUCCAUCGUCGACUUGGGACAAGAAGGCUCAAUACGAAGCCAUUGGAAGGCGCAAGGGAGCCGACUACGACGAUAUCUUUGUAGUGAGCUCGUUGUUUCACCAUAUCUCAAUCCUCCGUGUCAGAGUACCUAAUCGGCUGCUUGAGGCUCUGGAAGGGGCACGGGAGCCAGAUGCAUCCAGGCGUAGCUGGGGGAAGGUUGAGGCUUGGAGGAGCCCCUGGUACGAUCUAUUUGACACCACACAACGACUAGCAGCUAUGAAAAUAGUGUGGGGGAUGAUGGCUUACCAGAUGAGAAAAGAUGAUGUGUCUGAUGGGGACGUUGAUAUGACCAAUGCUUAA
Molecule: messenger RNA, 1593 nt
Organism: Fusarium redolens
Lineage: Eukaryota; Fungi; Ascomycota; Sordariomycetes; Hypocreales; Nectriaceae
Exons: 2
Coding region: 1-1593 (530 amino acids)
Source: RefSeq, a predicted model, not a curated record